GAAAAGGAGUCAGCCCCAAGUCCAGGGGAGGAUGCACAGCAUGGUCCCCAGUCCCGCUCUGACCCUAAGACAGGAACUGGGCCCAAAGUCAAACCACCCAGUAAACCUAAAGUCCAGCCUGUAGAGAAACCAGAGGGCUCUCCUGCUACCCAGGCAACUCCAGUUGCUCCAGAUGCCCCCAGCAUCACUUGCCCAAAGCAGUACAGGCGGACAGGCACCUUGCAGAGCAACUUUUGCUCCAGUAGCCUGGUGGUGACAGGAACAGUGAAGGCCAUGGUCCGGGGCCCAGGGGAGGGCCUCACUGUCACCGUCAGUCUCCUGGGUGUCUACAAAACCGGAGACCUGGACCUGCCCUCUCCAGCUAGUGGCACCUCUCUGAAGUUCUAUGUGCCCUGCAAGCAGAUGCCCCCCAUGAAGAAAGGAGCCAGUUACCUGCUGAUGGGUCAGGUGGAAGAGAACAGAGGCCCCAUUCUUCCUCCGGAGAGCUUCGUGGUGCUCUACAGGCCCAACCAGGACCAGAUCCUGAGUAACCUAAGCAAGAGAAAGUGCCCCUCCCAGCCUAGGCCAGAUGCCUGAUGUCCUCGCCAGAUCAGAGUGUGGUGCUUUUAUCCAAAUAAAUGUUUCUUGACUCAG
This is a messenger RNA of Rattus rattus (black rat), 633 nucleotides long. Its product is annotated as procollagen C-endopeptidase enhancer 1-like. The record is from RefSeq and is a predicted model, not a curated record. NCBI's taxonomy places the organism in Eukaryota, Metazoa, Chordata, Mammalia, Rodentia, Muridae. The coding region runs from base 274 to 576 and encodes 100 amino acids. Gene Ontology annotation, molecular function: protein binding. The transcript is spliced from 4 exons.